CCGACAGAGCCCUCAACGAACAAUAUACCUUUUGCUUAGUCAUCUCGAAUUGUACCACAAGAACAACAUGUGUAACGGAUCGUCGACACGAGUGAGCCAAGGCGGAUCCAUCGCAGUCCUUAGACCGUCAAGGGAAAUACGAGAAGUAUCACCAGUCCAACAGGACAGCGAAGUGCGGCUGCUGUUCUCGAACGGAAGCAGGACGCUCCUCGGCAGUGCUGGGACACAUGUUGAGCUACAGGGAUGGGACGCGACCAACAGCAUAUUCCAACGGAGAUCGUGGGUGGUGAUUCAUUCCGACGGUGAUCUCAGUGCCGCUGAAACCCGCCCUGCCGUUCCUUUCUUUUCCUUCGAUAUCGGAAGCAGAGAGUCGUGUACUAUGGAGUUGCCGGAGACGCUCAACCUGGGCGUUGGUGAUACUGGGAUCAUCGGGCGGAGAGUCUCUGUGAUGACGGGGUCAACAAGAGGGCCUCUGAUCGUAGCAGAGGGCAUCAUUGGUUGGAAUUGAGGAAUGGUAGCGGGAUUUCGUUUUGCAAUUUCAGUUGCUUGGAGUUUGGUGGAUCAGGCGAUUUGAUUUCCUCGUGGGAAUUGAAGCCGUGGCGUUCGAUCAGUUGUAACCGCGCUAAUUUCAAAGCUCGCUUUCAUGCAUCACAGUUCUCGUUCAUCGACGCUUGACUUGACUGGUGUGUGUGUGUGCGUGUAUGCGUGUGUGUUCUUGCUGAGCUCAACACAAUGAUAGAACAUCAGUUCCAGUACUGCAUCGCUUCUUGUGGAAAAAUUCAGGUACUCAAACUGUCGUCCAGCCGAUGUCGCAAGACCACGCCUUGCACGACUUGCCAUGUGGCGAAAGCACCCAAUUAAAUGCUAUAGCGUGCAUCGCCUUGAGGGGUAGUUCUCCAGGGAAAGACGUAUCGCGUGAU
Molecule: messenger RNA, 920 nt
Organism: Paraphaeosphaeria sporulosa
Lineage: Eukaryota; Fungi; Ascomycota; Dothideomycetes; Pleosporales; Didymosphaeriaceae
Exons: 2
Coding region: 68-508 (146 amino acids)
Source: RefSeq, a predicted model, not a curated record